Humulus lupulus (European hop) is the source of this 1595-nucleotide messenger RNA. Its product is annotated as putative 12-oxophytodienoate reductase 11. The transcript has 5 exons. Lineage: Eukaryota; Viridiplantae; Streptophyta; Magnoliopsida; Rosales; Cannabaceae. Bases 211 to 1344 code for a protein of 377 amino acids. The record is from RefSeq and is a predicted model, not a curated record. Gene Ontology annotation, molecular function: FMN binding; oxidoreductase activity.
UUUUGCUCUUCUUUUCCCCUUUUGAAUAAUCGUUUAGUCGUUUUCUCCAUUUCUUAAUUUUCUUCAUUGUAGAAAAAAUGGGCCACUUAUAUUUUCGUAUAUGUAGCCAAAUUGGGUCUUUCUUCAGUCAUUCGACAAGUAUAAAUUAAGAAAGAGCUCAAACGUUUUAGUAUUGCGACAAUUGGUAAACAACAUACCCAAAUACCCAAAAUGGCUUCUGCUCAAGUUCUCACAAAUCUUCUUAUGACGCCAUGCAAAAUGGGAAAGUUCAAUCUUUCUCAUAGGGUUGUUUUGGCACCCUUGACUCGACAAAGGUCAUACGACAAUGUUCCUCAGCCACAUGCCAUCUUAUACUAUUCCCAAAGAACCUCCAAUGGGGGUCUUCUCAUUUCAGAAGCAACUGGAAUUUCUAAUACUGCUCAAGGGUACCCUGAUACACCUGGUAUAUGGACAAAAGAGCAAGUUGAAGCUUGGAAGCCUAUUGUUGAUGCAGUUCACGCUAAAGGUGGUAUCUUUUUCUGUCAGAUUUGGCAUGUGGGCAGAGUUUCAAAUGCAGGUUUCCAACCAAAUGGCCAAGCUCCAAUAUCUUCCACUGACAAGUCAUUGACUCCCCAAAUUCGAUCAAAUGCCAUUGAUGUCGCAGAAUUCGAUCCUCCAAGGCGGCUUGGCACAGAUGAAAUUCCUCAAAUAGUCAAUGAUUUUAGGCUAGCUGCGAGGAAUGCCAUGGAAGCUGGCUUUGAUGGAGUUGAGAUCCAUGGAGCUCAUGGUUACCUGAUUGAUCAAUUUUUGAAAGAUGAAGUGAAUGACCGAACAGAUAAAUACGGUGGAUCUUUAGAGAAUCGGGGUCGUUUUGCUCUUGAAGUGGUUGAAGCUGUUGUUAAUGAGAUAGGUGCUGAUAAAGUUGGAAUUAGAUUGUCACCAUUUGCAAACUACAUGGAAUCAAAUGACUCCAACCCAGAGGCUUUGGGGCUUCACAUGGUGGAAUCUCUGAACAAGUAUGGGAUCCUGUAUUGCCACAUGGUUGAACCAAGAAUGAAAAGUCUUGGAGAUAUUGAUGAGACCCCUCAUAGUCUUGUCCCCAUGAGAAAGGCUUUCAAUGGUGCAUUCAUUGUUGCUGGGGGUUAUGGCAAGGAAGAUGGGAACAAUGCUUUAGCUGAAAAUCGUACUGAUCUUGUUGCUUAUGGUCGUCCCUUCUUGGCUAAUCCAGAUUUGCCAAACAGAUUUGAGCUUAAUGGCCCUCUAAAUAAGUAUAACAGAAGCACAUUCUACUUGUCUGAUCCUAUUAAAGGUUAUACUGAUUAUCCAUUUCUUGAAACCACAUCUUCAAGUACUCAAAAUAUAUAGGUCCAAGCCGUGAGUGAGUGAUUUCUUCUCUUGUACUCAAAAAGAGCUGUAGGGACAUGGAAUAAUUUAGUUUUGAGUACUGUAGAAUGUCGAUGGCUGGGAUUUGGGAACAAGAAGGAUUUUAAUUUAAAUGUAAAAUAAUUAACCUUCGUUAUUUGUAUGAGCACUCCAUUGUCUCUCUCUUGUUUAAUUAAUAAUUCCAAAUUUCCAAUAUGUUUUCUUAAACGAUUGGUUAAGUGUUACUUGGAGGG